GCCGGGCCCGGCGCCUCCGCAGCAGAUGGGCCCAGGCCGUCCGGUGUUCCCCGUCUCCCGGGGUCGUUUGCGACUCUCGGUCCUCUCAGUCUCUGCUCACCCACCCCGCGGCCCCUCUACAGCUCUCGGGCCACUGACCUCGAAGCUUGUGAUGGUUGCGGUGUGUGUGUCUUUUGCCCGCGGCCCAGACCGCUUCCUGGGCUCUCUCCAGCCGCCCUCCCGGUCUCCCCUGGGACCGCUCCGAGUGUGGUUCCCUGGCGUCCGCCGUUGCUCACGUAGUUGGGGUUCCCUCGCUCCAAGCAGCUCUCGUUUAUGCCGCCCACCCCGCGCCCGGCUCUUGCUUGCUCUGCCACCCCCCGGUCCCUGCGCGGGGCCCUCGGGUUCACGCUCUGGCCCUGGACCCAGUCCGAGGUGUGGAGGGCGGCUCCCGAGCAGAGAAGGGAUGGUGAAACAGUCUUCGCGUUCAGCAGAGCUCCCCUUGGAUAUCAACCUGAAUUCUCCUAACAAAGGUCUGCUGUCUGACUCCAUGACGGAUGUCCCUGUCGACACAGGUGUGGCUGCCCGGACUCCUGCUAUUGAGGGUCUGACAGAGGCUGAGGAGGAGGAGCUCAGGGCCGAGCUUACCAAGGUGGAAGAGGAAAUUGUCACUCUGCGCCAGGUCCUGGCAGCCAAGGAGAGGCACUGCGGAGAGCUCAAGAGGAGGCUGGGCCUCUCCACCCUGGGGGGGCUGAAACAGAACCUGUCCAGGAGCUGGCACGAUGUACAGGUCUCUAACGCCUAUGUGAAAACUUCUGAGAAACUUGGAGAGUGGAAUGAGAAAGUGACCCAGUCAGACCUCUACAAGAAGACUCAGGAAACUCUCUCACAGGCCGGACAGAAGACCUCCGCUGCCCUGUCCACAGUGGGCUCUGCCAUCAGCAGGAAGCUUGGAGACAUGAGGAUUCAGAGAUACGUGCAUCUCCUGCUGGGCCGGCUCCCUGCCUGCCUGCCUGCCUGCCUGCCUGCCUGCCUGCCUGCCUUAGGUUAGGUAUGUCCUGCCUCCCAGCCUGUGGUUGCCAGCACUCUCCCCUGACCACUGAGCCACAGGCCAGGACACAGACGGCCACACACCCAGAGACCCACCCUGCCAAGCAGAGGGGAUGGCCACUGCCCAGGAGCUGUGCCCACUUGUAUUUUUGUUUGUUUGAGGUAAUCUACUCUCCCAUCGCAGCGACUUCUAUUUCGAGAGUUUUAAACCUCUGGAGAAGCUGCAGUCAUCAGUACGCGACGUGUGUUUCCUCUGAGCACCCUCGCACGCCCAGGGCUCCACACUCCCCAGCAGCUGGGACUUGGGGGGUCCUUGUGGGGCACCCUCCAAAUGCAGGUCUUCCCCACUGCUGCUGCGCUUUGGACCCAGGAGGGACACCCUGAGCUCCAGCCGCACUCAGCCUUGCAGGGCUGUUUUCUUCCCGAAAAUGCCGGUCUCACCACAGAGCAUCUUCAGGAAGCAACGGGUGCCUGUUGUGCCUAAAUUAUGCCAGCCAUCGGGGGCGUUUGCCCACUCAUAGUGUCCACACUCCCUUUUGAGUUUGUUCAGAGCAUCGUGGUGGAAAUCCAAGGGUCAGGCGGAGCCCUCAGCACUGAUUGACAUAGCCGUGCACAGGCCAGUCCUGGGGUUUUGAUCUGGGCGUUUUUUUGUGUGGCCUGUUUUUCUCUGGAAGCACAGGGACACGGUCCCAGUUCUCUGUCUGCUGCUCCUCUGAUGGGGAGGAGGGCUCUCGCGCUUUGCUCAGUCCUGGGGUUGGCAACUGACCCCUGUGCCGUGUAGCCUCAGGGCAUGGCUGGCAGUGAGCAGAGUUCCUGUUGCAGUGACUCUGGCACAGCUGUCAGUGUGCCUGGCCACACUGUGCCACGUGUUUGCACGUGUGCCCUGGUACGUGGGGCCAGCUGGGUGAGCGGGGCCUCAGGCUGACCUGGGACGAGCCAGCUCGCUCCAGUUGGCCGGCCGUGUUCACAGUGCCCGUGGAGAGGUCCUGUUUGCUGGUGUGUCUUGCCCUGCUUGCUCCUCCAUUUAUGUUUGUAGUGGUGGUGUGACCUCUGACGUCUGGAGCCCCUGGUGUAUCCCCAUCAUCUCCCCGGGCAGUCACAGGUGGUUUCUGAGGUCUGGGCCCAUCUACCUCUUGACCUAGAGACUGAGGUUGGGAGCUCACUGCUUCCUGAAAGUGAAAAUUGGGUUCCAGGAGGUUUAUAUCGAGUUUAGGGCCGAUGAACCCCACGGACCCAGCUUACUCUUGCGUGGAAGCCCCUCGGGACAGCUGCCCAACACCCACGUCUGAUGGGCCCGUCUCAGGGCAGCCCCGGACUGUGAGGCCUUUGGUGUGCCCUGGGGCAUAGGUGAUGGGGAUGGGGGAAAGGGAACUGGAUUUAGGUCAGAGGGGGGCGUUUACACCAGGGUCAGGUCACCAUUCGACUCCGUGGUCUCAGGACCGCGGGCGAGCUGAGCGUUUAUCAGUUCUUCAGUGGCUGCCUCCGUGUCGGAGUGGGCCUGGCUGCAGUGAGUGGCGGCAGCUGCCCUUGGACACACAGGUUUCCAGGUUGGUGUCUGCGUGCAUGGACAGAGCUCAGAGCAGAAGUGCUCGGCGCCAAGGGUGUCCCACAUGCUCCCACAGUGUGUGUGCCUCCUCAGCUGACGCGCUUUGGGGAACAGGGGCCGCUCUCGUUCUGUGGAGCCGGCCAAACCCAGCUGUCACGCUGUGGCACGUUUCAUACCUUUGUGCUACUGGAUGGGGCCAGUUGCGCUCCAGGUGCUGUGGCUUCUUCAAAUAGGUGUGCCUUGGGGCAUAAGGCGUGGACAGGGCUUGGACCCAGGGGCCUCCUGUGCACAGCCGUGAGCCUAAGCAGUUGCUAGUCGUGAGCUUGCGAGAGCCUCCUGUUGAGUCAGGACUUGAGGAGACUGGAGACAGGGCUGCUCUCGCCGGUGGUAUGCGGAUGGAGGAGCCGUCCUGGAGCGUCUUCCCCUGCUGGGCCUGGCUGAGCAUGAGCAGGGGGCCUGGGGCUCCCUGAGGAGGGCACUGAGUGGGUGCUGGCCUGCCUUGCUUACACUUCGUUUCCUCUUCUCUCCUGCUGCCACC
Messenger RNA from Macaca mulatta (Rhesus monkey), 3110 nucleotides. NCBI's taxonomy places the organism in Eukaryota, Metazoa, Chordata, Mammalia, Primates, Cercopithecidae. The record is from RefSeq and is a predicted model, not a curated record.